Messenger RNA from Vespa velutina, 3447 nucleotides. Its product is annotated as ketohexokinase-like. Bases 218 to 1345 code for a protein of 375 amino acids. The record is from RefSeq and is a predicted model, not a curated record. Gene Ontology annotation, biological process: fructose metabolic process. The transcript is spliced from 5 exons. NCBI's taxonomy places the organism in Eukaryota, Metazoa, Arthropoda, Insecta, Hymenoptera, Vespidae. Gene Ontology annotation, molecular function: ketohexokinase activity.
UUAAGUCAUAUUUUUAUCACUCAUGAUAAAUUACAUGAUAAAGUGAUUCUACUAAUAUUCACUGAUUUAUUUACACCAUAUUUACAUAAUAUAUUCAGAUAAUGCAAAAAAAUGGUUAUUUUUAUGAAAUAUGCUGGGCGAUUUAUCUGAAUAUAUAAAUUAAACGUAAUUUGGAAAGAUUAGUAAAAUACGAACUUCAACUUGUUUAUCAUCUUUAAUGCAAUAUAAUUCCAAAUUUCUACAAGAAGAUUAUUGGUACUCUUCUUCAAUGGAGUUCAGUAAUACAAAAAUUUUAACUGUUGGAUUAAGCUGUGUUGAUAUAGUACAAACAUGUAAAUAUUAUCCUCUUGAGGAUUGUGAACAAAAGUCUGUUGAAUAUAAACAGCAAAGAGGUGGAAAUAGUUCAAAUACAUGCACUGUUCUUUCUUUGUUAGGAAAUUUGUGUGAAUUCUUAGGAGUAUUUAGUGCAGAAGAAUAUACUAAUUUCUUACAAAAUGACAUGAAAAAAUAUAAUAUUGAUUUUUCACAUUGUCCUGAGAUCAAAGGUGUUGGAUGUCCUGUAUCAACAGUUAUACUAAGUUUAAGUACUGGAACUCGUACAAUUUUACAUUAUAAUCUGGAUCUACCAGAAUUGACAUUAAAAGAUUUUAUGCAACUGAAAUUGCAGAACUACAGUUGGAUCCAUUUUGAAGGCAGAAAUAUAACAGAAGUAUUAUCUAUGAUGCAAAAUAUAGAAAGCUACAAUAAGUCUAUGAGAUUAUCAGAUAAGCAAAAUAUAGAAAAAAGUAAUAAAUGGAAUAUGACUAUUACUAUUAGUCUGGAGAUAGAAAAAUCUAUACCUGAAUUAUUAGAUUUAUUAUCUUAUGUCGAUAUAGUAUUUAUAUCAAAAGACUUUGCAAGAAGUAGAGGAUAUAACAAUAUGAGUGAAACAUUGAAAAAUAUCAGUGCAAAAACUAAACCAGGAACAAUUAUUAUUUGUGCUUGGAGUGAUAGAGGUGCAAUGGCAUGUAUUUCGGAUGGAGUUACAGUACAAUCACCAGCUUUUCCACCACAAAAAAUAAUAGACAGUCUUGGUGCUGGGGAUACAUUUAAUGCAGGGGUUAUACAUUAUUUGAACAAAGUAAAAAUUUCUGCUAAAAAUAAAGACAAAGGUUCUUCAAACAGUCCUGUUAAAAAAAGUCAGUCAAAGAAACAUGAUAUUGAAAAUUCAAAAUUUAGUCAAACAGAAUUUAUUGAUCAAAAUAUUCUACAGGCAGCUAUAACCUUUGCUUGUCAUGUUGCUGGUACCAAAAUAGGAAUGAAAGGUUAUGAUGGUCUUGAUAAGAUAUUUACAAAAUUCGAAUAAAUUUAUAUAUUUAGAAAAAAAGGAUCGAUUUCAUCUUAAAUAUAAUACUAUUUUUAGCGCAAUAUAUAUUAAUCAUACAGAUUUAUUUUAGUAAUUAAACGUAUUGAGCAUUUUUAUAUGUAAUAUUUGAUAUUUGAUACAUAAUGUAGGGUUCUGUAAUAUUAAAUCUAGGAGAAAAGAAUAGCACCAGGGGAUCCGAAGAUGUUGUGCCUGUCUUUUAGACGCUAUCAUGUUAAUCUUAUACAAUAUUUUAUCAUAAAUAUCAUAAUAAUAACUGAUAUUUUAGAAAUAUAAUGAUUUGAUAUGAGAACAUUAUUUGUAAAUAAUUUUAUAAUAUUCCAAAAUUAAUAAAUUAUUAUAAAUUUGUACAUUAUCCUAUAAUGAUAUAAACAUAUAAUUAUACAGGUAUAUAAAAAUGUUGAAUUAUAUUGUUAAAUUAUAUGAUGAUUCUUUAAAUGGAUAAAAUUACUUGUACACAGUUAUCUUUGAGUGGAAUCUUUGUCAAUUAUGAACAGCAGUACAAUUUGAUACAAUACAAUACUAACAUAUAAUCUUUAUAUAUAUUAUAUAUAAAAUGUGUUAAUUAGAAUCCUGAAAAUAAUAAACAAUGGUAAAUAUACCUGAUUACUUAUAAUAAACUAUAUAUUUAUCUUGAAAGGUUAGAAGCAAAUGUAUAUAUGAAUUAUAUAAAUACUGAUUUAACUCUUACAUUUAUCAGCAAUCAUUUGUCAUAUCUUGACACGUUCUUGCUUCGCUGUGCUUAUCUGCCAAUGCUUCUAAUAUAUCCAGCAAUAAUUCUCUGCUCAAUUGCUUCAAUCUUGGUAGUCUUGCAACCUUAUGAAUAUAAAUAAUAUAUGUUGGAUAAUAAAAUUUAUAUAUGUAAUAAUAGCAUUCAUUAUUUAAAUGAUUAUAAAUUACCUUACUGAAAUGAUGUACUAUAAGAUUUAAUGCAUACUUUUUAAUGUCACUAGCUUGCAUUCUAUCUGCAGCUUCUAAAAUUUGUAUAACAUUUUCAAAAGUAACAUUCAUUUCAAGAUUUUGUUUGCAAAAUGCUUGUAACCGAUUAUUUGUAAAACCAUAAAAAACUGGAGCUGUAAAUAAAUACAAAGAAUCUUCAGGGGGCAUUGAAACAUCUGCAUAAUAAAUGUAUCUCAUUAAAGAAGCAAAUGAUUCUGCUGAUGGAAUCAUCUCGCCAAUUUGUAUCUGUAACAAAUUAUUAAUAUUACAAAUAAACUAUAUUAUAUAGAUUUAAUAGUAAAUUUAUUACCCACAUUAACAAUAUUAUUUUCAGGCAUGAAAGAGCGAAACAUGCCUUCAAAAUAACUGCAUCGUGCUGCGAGAACAGCUUUGUGUGCUGGUAUAGGCACACCAUCCAACAUCAAAAUUAUAUCACAGAAUUCUUUACCAAUACUUAUUAAAAAUGCCUCCAUAUCUUGCUCUAAAGUUGUUCCUAAUAAAAAUAAAUUAUUAUUGAAAAAUAUUCGAAAUUAAUUUCAAUGAAACAUACCUGUACCAGAUUCGUAUUGUUUUGAAAAGUUUCUCGUUUGUGGCACUUGUCGUCUUCUAAUAAUUUCUACCAUUAAUGGUUGAUCCAAUGUCUCAAAUUCUUGACUCAUAACGAUUUGAUUGUAAUUACUUUCCUUUACUAUAAAACUAAGACAAAAUUCUUUAAUGAAGUAUAACUUUAAAUGUGCAGCAUUAUGUAAGGCUUCCAAUACGUUUGCAUGACUUAUAGUUGCUUCUAAAUAAUGCACACAUAAUUGUUCUAAACGUUUCAUAUUAAAUUGAACUGCAAGACGAUAAACAUCCAUCAUAAGAAGGACGAUGCCAUUGCUUAAAGGAUCAUCAAAUCGACUAUUUGAUGUAUCCUCAAAUCUUUUUGUAGGAUCAAUACGAUCCGUGUAGAUAUAAUUUAAUACCAUUUCAAAAGCUUCUGGAACAGCAUCUUUUAAUUUUACCUACAAAAAUAACAUUUUAUUGUCAUGUUUCAUAAAAAAAUUGAUUUUUUUUCCUCUAAAUUGAUAGUUAUUUAAAAUAUACCUCUAAUAAAGGUAAAUCUUUAACUGGUACAUCUGCAGAACCUAAAACUUCUUCCAAAUGUU